Messenger RNA from Prosopis cineraria, 1540 nucleotides. Its product is annotated as probable F-box protein At4g22030. Lineage: Eukaryota; Viridiplantae; Streptophyta; Magnoliopsida; Fabales; Fabaceae. The record is from RefSeq and is a predicted model, not a curated record. Bases 37 to 1323 code for a protein of 428 amino acids. The transcript has a single exon.
UAUUUUUCAAAAAGUUGUCUUCCAGUUUGAUCCUAUAUGGCCACUUCAAUAUUACAAUCCUCAAUAUCUUCACUUAAUGUAUCAAAGCUUCAUUAUUAUCCACGAAGAUGUUUCUCUGCUCUAAAUAGUGCAUCAUCAUCAUCGUCUUCAAGAAAGCUGGCUCAGAAAUCGAAGGCUUCCAUGAAGGAAAUCUCAUUAGAAGAUCACAUCAAUAUUAAAGGUGAAGGUUUCUACAAUCUGCAUCACGAGUCCAAUAAUAACACAGCCACUCUUCAACUCUACGCCAUUCUAGAGACAAUUUGUGACAGAAUCGAAAAGCAUCACAACGUUGGAGACCAACGUGACAAUUGGAACUCGCUUCUUCUGAACUCCGUCAACACCAUCACACUCGCCGCCACGACCAUGGCCGGUGUCGCCGCCUCCAUCCACGACGGCGCAGCGCCACUGAAACUGUCGUCCACUCUUCUGUUUUCUGCAGCAACGUUGUUGUCCCUCGUCAUGAACAAAAUCCAACCUUCUCAGCUCGCCGAGGAACAGCGAAAUGCUACAAGGUUGUUCAAACAGCUUCAGGCACAGAUUCAAACCACCAUCGCCAUCGGAAAUGCCACUGAGAAAGACGUUAACAGUGCAAUAGAGAGGGUUUUAGCACUUGACAGAGCUUACCCACUUGCCUUACUAGGUGGAGCCAUGCUUGAGAAAUUCCCUUCAAAGUUUGAGCCUGCGAUUUGGUGGCCUUCAAAGAGAAAUCAGCAGGAAAGCUCGAGUUCACCGACGACGACGACGUCGAAGAAGGGAUGGAGUGAGGAACUGGAAAUGGAAAUGAGAGAGAUCAUUGAAGUGGUGAAGAGAAAAGACAUGGAGGACUACGAGAGGCUUGGAAACUUGGCUUUAAAGAUGAACAAAAUCAUGGCGAUUUCUGGUUCUUUACUCACUGGGAUCGCAGCAUUAGGGUCUGCAACAACAUCUCUGGGAAAUAUUAAUAGUGAUAAUGGGUCAUGGUGGGGAAGCUUGAUGAUGACAGUGCCUGCAGUUGCAGGAUCAAUGGCGAGCGUUGUGAAUGCUUUUGAACAUGGAGGACAAGUGGGGAUGGUCCUGGACAUGUACAGAUACUGUGGAGGAUUCUUCAAGCUUCUGGAAGAGACGACGGAAGCGACGCUUGAAGAAAAGAACUAUGAGAGAAGAGAAAAUGGAGAGAUGUUUGAGAUGAAGAUGGCUCUGAAUUUGGGACGAAACGUUUCGCAGCUCAGAGAACUUGCCUCUAAAUCUGCUUUCUGCCGAGCAGAAGGUGUUGAGAUUGAUGAAUUCGCCAGCAAACUCUUCUGAAUCUAAUUUCGAUCUCUUUUAGGGAAUUUAGGCUGUUUAAUUGUAAAGACGACACUGAUAUUAAUGAGAUAAUUAAAGCUCAUGAUUAAUUGUUUAAUAUUCUUUACCCUUUGUUUUUUGCAUUCUUGAUUUUCUUGUACAUUGUCCUCUGACUUUUCAAAGAUUUAAGGUGUAAUCUUUUUUAUUUUCAUGCAUAUAAAUAUACUUGCUUUCAAUG